Messenger RNA from Rhodofomes roseus, 1739 nucleotides. Its product is annotated as transmembrane amino acid transporter protein-domain-containing protein. NCBI's taxonomy places the organism in Eukaryota, Fungi, Basidiomycota, Agaricomycetes, Polyporales, Fomitopsidaceae. The coding region runs from base 161 to 1573 and encodes 470 amino acids. Gene Ontology annotation, molecular function: L-glutamate transmembrane transporter activity; L-serine transmembrane transporter activity; L-histidine transmembrane transporter activity. The transcript has 10 exons. Gene Ontology annotation, biological process: amino acid transmembrane transport. Gene Ontology annotation, cellular component: fungal-type vacuole membrane. The record is from RefSeq and is a predicted model, not a curated record.
GCCGCGUCUAACCCGGGAUGACUUAGCCGAGUCGCACGCAGGCUGCGUGCCGCAUCCAACUGCCAUAGAGCCAGUCACUGUAGCCCCGCCUCGCCGAAGGCACUUCAUCUCGCCCGCGGGCUCUUCACGAAACUCUUUUACCCUCGAGGACAGCUUCGAGAUGGCGCAGACGUACGGAGCGACGCCUGCGAUUGUGGCGGAGGAGCGCGAACCUGGCCUCCAGCCUUCGCAGUCUGAUGAGAGUGAUGCUCUCCUGGGAGCUGAGGCUAGUGCACGCCGGCCCAAGAGGGACGGACAUGGUACAUUGACAAGCUCGGUGGGAAACCUAGCGAACACUAUCAUUGGCAGUGGCAUGCUAACGUUCCCCUUGGCUAUGGCCUCUGCUGGUAUUAUACCGGGGAUCAUAACCUGUAUCUUUUCCGGCUCCGUCGCAGCCUUUGGACUCUACUUGCUCACCCUAUGUGCGACGAAGGCACCGCAUAGAAGAGCGUCAUUCUUUGCUGUCGCUGAACUCACGUUCCCGAGAGCUGCGGUGUUCUUUGAUGCCGCAAUCGCAGUCAAGUGCUUCGGUGUAUCUAUCAGCUACCUGAUCAUCGUCAAGUCACUCAUGCCUAACGUCGUUGCUGCAAUGUACCACGACUUGUCGCAUCACGAUCCACCUGCAUGGGCGCAGUCCGGUCGCGUUUGGAUCACAAUCCUCAUGGGAAUUCUUUUCCCUUUGUCUUUCAUGCGUAAGAUAGACAGCCUAAGACAUACCAGCUACAUUGCGCUCUUCUCUGUUGCUUACCUCGUCGUGGUUGUAAUCUCGUGCUACUUCUUCCCUCUCGAGGGUACGCAGGCGCCGGGCGAGAUUCACCUUAUCCACUUCACACCGAACUUUGUCUCAACAUUUCCCGUGCAAGUCUUCGCAUAUACUUGCGCCCAGAACAUAUUCCCCAUCUUCAACGAGAUAUCCUCCAAUACACAGCCUCGUAUGAACAUUGUUAUUGGGUCAUCCAUAGGCUCGGCUGCACUGAUAUACGAAAUCAUUGCUAUCUUUGGCUACCUCACAUUUGGCUCGAAGGUCGGCGCGAACAUCAUUGCGAUGUACCCUUCGACGUCACUUUUCAUCGCGAUCGGUCAAUUAGCGAUCGCAAUCUUGGUCAUGUUCUCAUACCCGCUACAAGUGCACCCAUGUCGCAACUGCCUCGACAAGGUCUUCCAUAUGGGCCACCUCGUCAAGACUCCCGAGGGUGAAGAAGUAGAAGACGAGCAUGGCGGCAGCCCUGAUAUGAGCCAUCUAAAACACAUCUUGCUCACAAUUGCCAUCGUCGCAUGUGGCUUCUCGAUUGCAUUCUUCGUGGAUGACCUACAGAUGGUGCUGUCAUUCGUUGGCUCCACUGGAUCAACUACGAUCUCCUUCAUUCUGCCCGGACUAUUCUACUGGAAGCUCUCGCAUACUGAUCCUACCGCCAGCAAGACCUUAUCGAGGGCAGCACUCGCACUCGCAGUAUACGGUAUGUGUGUGUUUGUCUUCUGCCUGAGCUUCAAUAUCUAUCAGGUUGUGCGCCCCUCUCAAUCUGUACCACACUAGCGUUGUAGACCCUCCUAUGUAUCUUAUACCGCGCUCUCCCGUUUGCUACAUAUAUUGGUCUGGUCAUUAAUUUCAGUGUCGAUAAGGCGACUGCAUAGUUUAUCUGUAGUGCGUUCCCCCGAGAGCCAAUUGAAUGCUGGUGCCAAGUCGCCGGCCGUAUUCACUG